AUGGUUGUUCUUUUUCCAAAUGGAAGAAGAGUGAAAAUUCACUGUUCGGAGGACACAAGUAUCUUACAGGUUUUAGAAGAUGUCUGUGCAAAACAGGGAAUUCAACCAAUUGAUUAUGACCUAAAACAUCACAACAAGGUCUUAGAUUUAACAACAACUGUUCGAUUUUGCAACUUGCCUAAUAAAGCAAUGUUAGAAAUGGUAGAAACUGAACGAAAACGAAUUGAGACUAAUGUUACCAUUGGGCUGAUGUUAGAAGAUGGGGAACGUAAAACAGGAGACUUCCCACCUAGCACAUCAUUAUAUGAUAUGAUUAUGUCACUAGCCCCUGAAAAAUUAUAUUCAUUAGACCAUCCAUCAAUACUGUAUAUGAGACAGGAAGUAACAGGACUAACAGCUCUUAAAGAAAAAACUUUGCGGCAAUUUGGAUUAAUAACAGGCAGAGCCAUAUUAAGAUUAUUGAACAAAACUGAUGCAAUGCAAGCAAAUGUUUCAAGAGUAUAUCGCGGAGAACAAGCCAAAGAUAAAAUAGAAGAACGAAAAGACAGUGCCGCGAGCCGUAAAAUAGAACAAAGUUUACCUUAUUCAGAGGCAUCUUUCCCAGGGCCUUCUGGUUACAGCAAAAAAGAUAAAAAAACUAUCAUUAAUCCUGUUGAGGCUAUUAAACAAGAACUUGUUAAGAAUAAACAAGCCGAUAAAGAUGACAAAGACAGUGAAACUGAAAAAAAAGAGGAAAAUGAAACCGUUGAUAUGAAGAUGGAAGUAGACUCUACAGAAAUAGACGUAGCUAAACCAUCAGCAGCUACCACUUCCGACACCUCGGUGCCAUGCCGGAUGUCGCAGGAAACACUAGAGCGACGCCUUAAAAUAGAAGACGAAGUUACUUUUUUAGGAGCUCAAAAGGCUAUAGCUUUUAUGCAGCCAGAUGAAAUGGAGGAUGAAUUACAAGAUCUACCCGACGAUUUCUACGAUCUGACGAUUGAAGAAGUACGCAAAAUGUAUCAUGAGCUUCAACAAAGGCGGUUGGAACUAGAAAAUACGCCACUAAUGACUUCUACUCAGAGAAACGACGUCGAAAAUCAGUCAAAUAAACAUAAACAGAAUGUUUAUAAAAAUGCUGUCGUAAGGAUACAAUUUCCUGAUCAUAUGAUAUUGCAAGGCAUUUUCGUACCAACUAAAACAAUCGAGGACGUCAUGAACUUUAUUAAGGAACAUUUGCAUAAUCCUGAUAAGCCAUUUGUUAUAUUCACUACACCUUUGAGAGAACAAUUGAACCCCUCGACCACUCUGCUUGAAGCGAAAUUUGUCCCGUGUGUUCACAUGCAUUUCAAAUGGUCUGAUGAAAACAGCGGCGGCCCAUAUCUUAAAGAAGAAAUAUAUCUGAAGAAAACAUCAAGUGAUGCUGCAAGUAUAUUGGCUUCAAAAUACCGGUCUCCAUCUCGAAGAACAAUCGAUGAAAAUCACUCUCUAACGCCGAAUCCAAAAUCCUCUACUACGAAACAGAGUAAAGUGCCCAAGUGGUUUAAAAAA
Molecule: messenger RNA, 1530 nt
Organism: Iphiclides podalirius (scarce swallowtail)
Lineage: Eukaryota; Metazoa; Arthropoda; Insecta; Lepidoptera; Papilionidae
Source: the annotation of a GenBank genome assembly